Penicillium angulare is the source of this 921-nucleotide messenger RNA. RefSeq lists its product as uncharacterized. Gene Ontology annotation, biological process: allantoate transport; dipeptide transport; transmembrane transport. Bases 1 to 921 code for a protein of 306 amino acids. The record is from RefSeq and is a predicted model, not a curated record. Gene Ontology annotation, molecular function: dipeptide transmembrane transporter activity; allantoate transmembrane transporter activity. NCBI's taxonomy places the organism in Eukaryota, Fungi, Ascomycota, Eurotiomycetes, Eurotiales, Aspergillaceae. The transcript is spliced from 2 exons. Gene Ontology annotation, cellular component: plasma membrane.
AUGACCAGCUCAGAAUACUCAUGGUGCACUUCUAUAUUUUAUGUUGGCCAGCUCGUUUCUGAAUGGCCAUUUAUUUAUCUCAUGAGUCGACUUCCUCUGACCAAGUUCGUUGGUACUACUGUCAUAAUAUGGGGAGUCAUCUGUAUGUGCCUCGCAGCACCGAAAAACUUUGCUGGAUUCGCUGCCGUGAGAUUUCUUCUCGGAUUUAGUGAAGGUGCUGUAUCGCCAGCUUUUGUGACAAUCACAAGUAUCUGGUAUCGCAAGAAAGAACAUACUACCCGAACUGCUUUAUGGAUUACUAUGAAUGGAUUGGCACAGGUGUUUGGCUGUUUGAUAAUGUAUGGCAUAGGCAAGAACACAUUGAUCACAAUUCAGCCGUGGCGAGUUUUGUUUCUUAUAUGCGGAGCAAUGACCGUUGUGGCUGGAAUUGGAUUCUUCGUAUUAAUGCCAAAUGGUCCAAAUGACGCUUGGUUUCUGAAUGAAAGAGAGAAACAAGUCUUGUCAUUACGUCUUGCCAGUGACCGGGAAGGAGGUGAUAAGACUGCAUUCUCUAUGAUGCAACUGAAGGAAGCCUUGUUCGACCCCAAAGCCUGGACCGUCUUCUGGUUUGGUGUUCUGGUCACCAUGCAGUCACCGGUGCUUACUUUCGCGUCUCUUGUAAUUGAGUCUAUUGGAUAUACCAAGCUCCAAACGGUUCUUUACACGGCACCUUCUGGAGCGCUUCAAAUUUUGCUGUUAUGGAUUGGAACCUUCCUGGUCUUUCUAUUUCCACGACAACGAAACUUUGUUGCUUUGGCAUUGAUUAUCCCGCCUCUCAUUGGAACUGUAUUUCUGUUCAAACUCACGUUGAGUGCUGAAUGGGGAUUGAUUGUGGCAUCAUGGCUCGUGAGUUUCCCGGGUACCGAUAUCUGGAAGAGGUAA